Molecule: messenger RNA, 513 nt
Organism: Brassica napus (rape)
Lineage: Eukaryota; Viridiplantae; Streptophyta; Magnoliopsida; Brassicales; Brassicaceae
Product: glutathione S-transferase T2-like
Exons: 1
Coding region: 1-513 (170 amino acids)
Source: RefSeq, a predicted model, not a curated record
AUGAUUGUAGAGUACUACAACUCCAGUCCUCAACUGGUUGGGACAAGCCCACGAGAACUUGGGCCAUGCAAGCAAAGAUGGGCUAGGAUCAACGAGGGAGUUUGUAAGUUUGCUGGCUGUUACGACAUGGCACUGAGGGAGCAGAGAAGCGGGCAAAAUGAGGACGAUGUGAUGAAGUCUGCCUUGGAUAUCUUUGCCAAUGACCAGGGAUCGAAGUUCAACUUCGAACAUGCGUGGAGGGAGCUUCGGCAUGAUGUGAAAUGGUGCUCUACCUAUCUAGAGAAGGACAAGCACAAACCAGCGGAUUCCCAAGGCGACGGUGAAGGGGCAGUGCCAGAGCCAGAGCCAGAAGAGCGGCCAAUAGGGGUUAAGGCUGCGAAGGCUGGUAGCAAGAGGAAGAAAACUGGAAAAGAGGAAGAGUUGGCAAAGCUAGAAAAUUUGUUGGAGCUAAAAAAAAAUCUCUCAGCAAAGUUUUCUAGAGAGUUUGCUUACAAAGCCCGAGCCUCUCUCUGA